AUGUUUGGUCAAACAGACAGGCUUUGGGUGGGCAUUGCCAUAAGCGGUGGCGUGGAUUCAAUGGCAUUAGCUACUCUGUACAAAGACUUUCAAGAAGAAGACCCAGAAUUACCAAAAGCCCAUGGCUUCAUCGUAGAUCACAAAGUGCGCCCAGAGAGCACAGAAGAAGCGAGCUGGGUAGCAGAGCAAUUGCGGUCCAAGCUUGGUAUCGAUUCCACUGUAAUCCCCCUCACAUGGCCUACAGACUUCGAUCCCCAUGAUGACAAGCGGUUUGAGACGGAAGCACGCAUACUGCGUUACCAGGCGCUAGGUCGAGCAUGCAGAGACAUGAAAAUUAACCGCCUGAUGGUGGCGCAUCAUGCUGAUGACCAAGCCGAGACAGUCAUGAUGAGAAUGGCAAAUAACAGGCUCCGGUCAGGACUCCAGGCUAUGCAGCGCAUAGAGUGGAUACCCGAAUGUGAGGGUAUUUACGGGGUGUACCAUAGCGGCAAUCCGCUGAAACCCCGUCCUAGUCUGAACAUUCCAUUUCCCAUUGAACAGGGAGGCAUAAAGAUUCUACGCCCACUUCUUGAUUUCGAAAAGACUCGGCUCAUUGCGACGUGCGAAGAGAAGGGCAUUGCUUGGGCAGAAGACAAGACGAAUCAGAUACAGACGUUGACGUCUCGCAAUGCUAUACGUCAUAUCUACAAAAACCACAAGCUUCCAGAGGCACUCAGUGUCAAGUCGUUGGUUGACGUUUCGUUGCAUAUGCAAGAGCGUGUAAAAAAACACAAAGAUCUUGCAAAGGAGCUCUUUGAGAAAUGCUUAAUCAAACUCGACAUUCAAACAGGCUGUCUGAUUGUCCGGUUUCCACCUUUCUCCAACCUCCUUCCGCGCCCAAUUGAGACGACUGCCGACAAGAUCGAGGCAAGGAACACGGCAUAUGGGCUCCUGGAACGAAUCGCCGAACUGGUAACGCCACGAGCCAAGGCGCCUCUCGGCCAGCUUGCAGCAACUAUACAUCGCAUUUACCCAGAGCUUGAGGUGUUGGAGGAUGAUGAUGUGAGUCACUGGGAAGGCGUUCGUAAGAAGAACUACUGUGUCUUUAGUGUAUGGUGGCGGUUCUGGGACCAGCCUACUCCGUUUCCUGAGCAUCAAGAAAAGGGUAUUGACCUGUCGUUGCCGCAUCCGCGAGAAUGGCUCCUCACACGGCAGCCUCUUGACAUAAACGAGAAGAAAGAUGCUGCAAAUUAUCUCGUGUACCCCCCGUCUCCAAACUCGCGCCCCUCUCGGAGCGAGCCAUUCCGCCUCUUUGACAGCCGUUACUGGAUCCGGCUCCACAAUCUCCUUCCCAAGGACAAGAUGAUUCUUCGGAUUUUUAACAAGACCGAUGCUCACCACUUACCCACGUACCAGCAGAAUCGAGCCGACAUGCUGGAUGCAACCUGUGCGCGCCCGUAUCGCUUCAUCUUGGCAGCCUUGGACUUGCUCCGGCCAUCUGACGUGCGCUAUACCCUGCCGGCCGUGUUCCGACAGGACCACGAGACUGGGGCGGAGACACUGGUGGGGUUCCCGACGCUAGAUGUACGGAUAGAUGGGUUUGGGUCGCCAGAAGGCGUGUGUGAGUGGAGUGUGAGAUAUAAGAAAAUUGAGCUUGGUUCUCGAACGGCAGGAGAGAUUGUGGUGCCUGGAAGCACGAGAAAAGAUAUCGUUAUCGAGGAUAAGAGACAGGUGGUGGUUCAACAAGGUGCGGAGAAGGCGCGGUUGCGCAAACAGAAGCAGCGUGAAGAGGGUCGGCUACAACGCGCUCGGGAAGCGAGUCGUGGCGAUGAUACUUCGAUGGGUGGGAGGCGUGUGGUGGGGCAUGUUGAUGGACGAGGCAGACGGGGUAAUGGGAUGGAAGAGCGAGCUGCUGAAACGGAUGCAGUGCAGGUUGAGGGGAGAGAUGACGAUAGGAAAGAGUGA
Molecule: messenger RNA, 1944 nt
Organism: Bipolaris maydis ATCC 48331
Lineage: Eukaryota; Fungi; Ascomycota; Dothideomycetes; Pleosporales; Pleosporaceae
Product: PP-loop family-domain-containing protein
Biological process (GO): tRNA processing
Molecular function (GO): ATP binding; ligase activity, forming carbon-nitrogen bonds
Source: RefSeq, a predicted model, not a curated record